Molecule: messenger RNA, 1380 nt
Organism: Paramecium tetraurelia
Lineage: Eukaryota; Ciliophora; Oligohymenophorea; Peniculida; Parameciidae
Exons: 5
Source: RefSeq, a predicted model, not a curated record
AUGCUAUAUAGUCAAGACUUGAAAAACAAGGCAUCUGCAGUUAUAUCUAACACAAAUUUGGGAUGGUAACACACCGGAAUAAUCUGUGAUUGUCUCUAAGAUCGAUAUGAGAUUGAGAUGAAGUAUUCGAAAGCAAUUGAAAAAUUGGCUACAAAAUUGGCUCCCAUCAAUGAAUUCUUCAGUGCUUCUUUUGGAAUCAGGGCAUAAUUAUCAUCACAAUUUGCUGAGGAAAUAAAGGGAGAAAUUGAUAUAAUGAAAUAAUUAAUAGUUACAUAGAAAGCAACCUAGUAUUUAGAUUAUGUGAAAUUGUGGGAUAGUCAAUUAUAAUCAAUAAAAUCAAAUCUUAAAGCAGCAGAAGGAUACCUCAAAAAUAAGAAGAGAGAAUAUGAAAUCGAGGGAACUUUGGAACUUGUAUUUUCAGCCUGUCAACCAGAGAAACUAGAAAAAUAGAAAAACAAAGCUGCUGCAUGUAAGAAGGAUUACCAAUAAGCAAAGGGGAAUUACUUAGAAUUAAAAUAAGAAAUGGAAAUGUUGUUGAAAGAGCAAGAAGCAGAAGCAACCCUCGAUCAACUCUAACAAUUAAACUUAUAGAGACUCAAUGCAGUCAAGGAUUGCAUUCUAAAAAUAUUUGUCUAUGAGUCUUCGAUCGCGAAAAAUCACUUAUAUGAUUUAGAGAAGAUGUCUGAUAGACUUCAUGAUCAAGAUUAAAAUUAAUUCAUAGAGGAUUUCAUCAAAAAGACAAAGUAAUAAGAAACUAAUCCAAUUGACUUAGACUCUUUUCUAACUAAAUUACUUGAUAGUUAGGGCUAAUAAUAAAUAUACACGACUAACAUCUACCCUAUUGGGUUAGAAAAGACGGAAGAGCAAAUUGAAUAAGAAACAAAAGAAAUAUAAGAAUCACCUCAGAAAUAAGAAGAAUUUUUGAAUUUCUUAUCCCAAAAGUUCAAUUCUAGUUUAUUUCAAUUAACUCUCCAGGAAUUUAUACAAUGCACUAAUAUAUCGAUUGGAAUUUUGGAUUUUUGUUAUGAAAAUAAAAAUGCCAUUUUGGCGCAGUAGUUACUUUAAUUUAGUUUUGGACUAUUUACAAAGGAUAUUCAAACUAGAUAUAUGUAAGACAUGCUUGUGAAUCAUCAAAUAUGGUAGCAUCGUGAUUAUUGGGAGGCUGUUAUUAUAAAUUAAAUAUCUAAGAUAAAGAAAGGAACGAAAGAAAAUGUCAAUACAAGCAUUUUAAGUAUAUUGACUUAAGUAGCCUAACACAUGUUGAUGUUUAAAUUAUCGCCAGAUUUAGUUAGGGACAUUGUUUAAAAGUUUUCUUCAUUUUUUAAAUUAAACAAAGAAAUAGCAGAUGAUCUCAUUUAAGCCAUAAACAGUUAAGUUUGA